This is a messenger RNA of Daldinia caldariorum, 2244 nucleotides long. Its product is annotated as phosphatases II. Lineage: Eukaryota; Fungi; Ascomycota; Sordariomycetes; Xylariales; Hypoxylaceae. The record is from RefSeq and is a predicted model, not a curated record. The transcript is spliced from 3 exons. Gene Ontology annotation, biological process: microtubule cytoskeleton organization; protein dephosphorylation; regulation of exit from mitosis. Gene Ontology annotation, molecular function: protein serine/threonine phosphatase activity; protein tyrosine/serine/threonine phosphatase activity. Gene Ontology annotation, cellular component: spindle pole; mitotic spindle; centrosome. Bases 222 to 2138 code for a protein of 638 amino acids.
UCCUUCCGGAACAACUUUAUAAGUUUCCGCUUGCUACCUUCAUAAUAUACCACAAAGCCUACGUGUUUGUUUAUGCAGGGCCGUUGAAGCUUCCCGUCCUCCCGUUCGAGUCCAUACCCGACGGGUGUAAACAAAAGACGAGCUCCUAAUCAGGAAACGACAAAAGAAAGGAGUAGAAGCAGAAGCAGAAGCAGAAGCAGCGAUAGCAAUCAGCAUUCAAGAUGCCGCCUUCGAGGAGUUCCAACUCGGGUCAGGUCAUUGAAUAUAUUCCUGACCGCCUUUACCUAGCAUCCUACCUUCAUCCUCCUACAGCCGACACCGUCUUUCCCUACUCCGAACCACCACCAACUCGCUCACCCACUAAGCGAUCACAAAGAGCUGUCGACGGGCCUUCACCUGCUGUGUCCAAGUCUGAACGACACCCCCCUUACUACUUUACGGUUGAUGACAGCCUCCUGUACAAUGCAUUCCACCACGACUUUGGCCCACUUCACAUUGGUCACCUGUACCGUUUCGCUCUGCAUUUUCAUGAUGUUCUUGGUGCAAAGGAAAACCAGCACAGACCAAUCGUGUUUUGGAGCCGCGCAGACCCGAGGAGUCGGGCUAACGCCGCUUGUUUACUUGCCUGUUAUAUGGUCUUGAUCCAGUCCUGGCCCCCUCACUUGGCCCUAGCACCAAUUGCGCAGGUUGAUCCACCUUUGAUGCCUUUCCGCGACGCUGGAUACAGCCAGGCGGACUAUGGUAUUACUGUGCAGGACAUUGUGUACGGUGUGUGGAAAGCCAAGGAGGAAGGCUGCUGUGUCUUGGAUAACUUUGACCUGGACGAGUACGAAAAGUUUGAGCGAGUAGAGCACGGUGACUUCAACUGGAUCACGCCUCACUUCUUAGCAUUCGCAUCUCCGCAACACAGCCCAGUAGCACGCAUCACAGAGUCGUCAGAAUUAUAUGAUACUCUUCCUAAGACACUCUCCGCGGUCGACUCUCACCCCAGCCUCCCUCAAUCCUUCAAGAACGUCCUAAGACACUUUUCUGAGCGCAGCAUCGGCCUAGUUGUCCGGCUAAACUCGCCUCUAUACUCCCCGUCCUACUUUGAGGCGUUAGGGAUCCAACAUCUCGAUAUGAUUUUUGAAGACGGUACUUGCCCUCCCUUGAGUACCGUUCGAAAGUUCAUCAAGCUUGCACACGAGACAAUUACUGUCCGGAAAAAGGGCAUUGCGGUCCACUGCAAAGCCGGUCUUGGAAGAACCGGAUGCCUGAUUGGAGCAUAUUUAAUUUACCGCCAUGGGUUCACAGCAAACGAGGUGAUUUCCUUCAUGCGAUUUAUGCGUCCUGGCAUGGUUGUUGGCCCUCAACAGCAUUGGUUGCACAUCAACCAAGGUGUUUUCCGAGAAUGGUGGGUUGAGGAGAGGAUAGAGAGGAAAUUAAGAAAGGAACUAGCCGCGGCGAACCAGGCGCCCAGCACACCUAUCCGAGCCAUGCAAAAAGCUACUUUAAGCCGAAGCGCUCAAGCAUCCACACCACCCAGCAGAAGCCCCUCAAACCGCACGCCUCUAGGCGAAAUGGAUGGUGAACGCCGUAACGCGGGUGCGCAAGAAGACUACUUGCCUGCCCCGACACCGGGUCAGCCGCGGAAGACGAGUCGCAUAGACCGACACCAUCCUUACCAGCGAAAUGCAGCUCAGCCUUCCCCAGUUGAGGAGGAGCGUGAAGCGACAGAGAAGGAUACGGAGGUGAUUUCCGUCCACAGGCGAUCCAACGAUGCCGAAUCCGGAGAGGAAUGGCUCCUACGCAUGCGAACGCAUCGCAAGACAUCGCAUUCGCCAGGCCGCAGUGAAAAGAUAAGAUCAGUAAGCCAAAGCACGACAACAAUCUAUCAGGUCAUAGAUAAUGAUGCAUCUAAUGACGCUGAGAAUAUUGGCAGUGCUCGGCCAAAGACCAUCGUGGAUCAUGUCACCGGUUCGCCAACACGGUCGGCGAGCGCUUCAGGUGUAUUGACCAAGGUCAGGAGCAGCAAGCGAACAGCCGAAUCCAGCCGUAACAAAGACACGGCGGGUGUACGCAAGACGAGCGGCCGGGUUGGCAGUAUCAACGCCAGCUCGAAUACCAACUCGACGGCACGUAAGGUUUCCGCGAUAUAGGAAAGGGAGUCCUUACUAUUGCCGAACUGAGGGUUAAAUGGCUGUUUGAUAUUGCGGUUUUUUAAUGGCAUAUUCGAUGAUAGUUAGACUCCAUGGACCAGCUAUU